Messenger RNA from Zingiber officinale, 588 nucleotides. RefSeq lists its product as uncharacterized. The record is from RefSeq and is a predicted model, not a curated record. Lineage: Eukaryota; Viridiplantae; Streptophyta; Magnoliopsida; Zingiberales; Zingiberaceae. The transcript has 2 exons. Bases 1 to 588 code for a protein of 195 amino acids.
AUGUUAGAAUUUGCGGUAGGUGAUCACGUAUUUCUUCAUGUUUCACCCAUAAAAGGGGUUAAGAGAUUUGGGUUAAAAGGGAAGUUAGCACCCAGAUUUAUCGGACCUUUCCAGAUUCUUGAGCGGAUUGGUGCUGUUGCAUAUCGACUUGCGUUACCCCCAGCUUUAGCAGGAGUACAUAAUGUCUUUCAUGUUUCUAUGUUGUGGAAGUAUGUUCCGGAUCCGACACAUGUCUUGAAGGAUCUUAUAGUUCCCCUACAGUUUGAUGCGACAUACGAAGAAUUCCCAGCUCGUAUUCUGGAUCGCAAGGAACAUCGGUUGAAGAACAAAUGGCUCCGUCUCAUAAAGGUUGGGUGGCAGCACCACUCUUAUCAAGAAGCAACUUGGGAGCGUGAGGAGGAUAUGCGUAUCGGAUAUCCUCAUUUAUUUUACCCAGGGAUGUCUUCUGUGAAGUUUGAUAUAGUGAAGUUUGAUGGAAUCGAGAACUUCAGAUUAUGGCAAAGAAUGGUCAAGAACUUGUUGGUGCAACAAGACAUGGUGAAGGUGCUAGGAGAAAGGAAACCAGACAGCAUGGAGAGAUUGGAUUGA